AUGUACGUCGUAGACCACGCAAGGACGAAGGAGAAGUUUGAAACGACCGUUUGUUCCAAAUUGGAAGGGUACGCCAUUGCUUUCUUCCGUUCUUUCUCUUCACUGUGCACUAACGAGGACGAUGCUUCGGAAAACCUCAGUGUGACCCAGGCUGCCAAGUUGGAGUUCCUCGCGCCCUCCGCCGAUGAAGACACCGCACUCCAACGUCACCUUUGCCUCCAACCCCACCUCAAACUCCUACCCACCCUCUGCUUCAGCUUCGGGCUCGACACCGGCAUCGGGUUCGACGCCACACCCCUUUCACUCGAGUCCGAACCUAGGUCCCUCAAAUCCGUCCGCUAA
Molecule: messenger RNA, 342 nt
Organism: Cyclocybe aegerita
Lineage: Eukaryota; Fungi; Basidiomycota; Agaricomycetes; Agaricales; Hemipholiotaceae
Source: the annotation of a GenBank genome assembly